Molecule: messenger RNA, 903 nt
Organism: Sugiyamaella lignohabitans
Lineage: Eukaryota; Fungi; Ascomycota; Dipodascomycetes; Dipodascales; Trichomonascaceae
Exons: 1
Coding region: 1-903 (300 amino acids)
Biological process (GO): early endosome to late endosome transport
Cellular component (GO): late endosome; transport vesicle; plasma membrane
Molecular function (GO): guanyl-nucleotide exchange factor activity; SNARE binding
Source: RefSeq, a predicted model, not a curated record
AUGGCGUCGCGGCAGAUGAUUCAUGAGAUGGAGGUCAGACUCAAUACUUUUCUUCGCACGCUGAUUUCUCAUCCUACUUUCGGGCAACACGAGUUGCUAUGGGAGUUUAUUCUCAUUCAGGAUAUGUCGCAGCACCAGUGUAUUGAACGGAGUCGUCGUAAGCUCGAGAGCCGUAAAGAGUUCCAGUACGAGGACUUCACUUUGUAUGGACCAGCUGAUUUAGAGUCCAUUGAAGUGUUUUUUGAUCACGCUCGUCAAGAGACACAGAAAAUAUCGUCUUCUUUAGAGAGGCUGGCGAGGAUUAUUGGCCAGCUCAGAAACAAGUAUCUUAAUCUGGCAGAAGCAGUUAAGAUUUUUGACGAGAGGUUCUCGCAAGUGCAGUUCUUGCGACCCAUUUAUGACCAGGUGUUGAAACGAGACUAUGUUCUAUCACAGAGUAUCCAGCCAUUGGGAUUCUCAGUGUUCUCAUUAGAAAUACUAGCAGCGGCCAGUACCUCAGAUUCAGUUCUAUCUGCUCUAGACAGACCAGUAGCGAUGAUCCAGCAAUUGAAACAACAGGACUCGAUUCUCAUUAAUAGUCGAGCUCUGUUAGCCAAAUUGACAGCCAAAUCUGGCUGGCCAUUGGGUAUGUUUGAGGAGAAACGAGAGCGAGAUAUCAAUGCAGUUCGAGACCGCAUCUACCAUACCCAGAACGAGGUUGAGCGACUGAGCAACGAUGUAAAAUACGCACACAUAUCACUGGCAUCCGAGCUAGGAGGGUUCCACACGUCCCAAGGAGCCGAACUCCACCGACUCAUCCAGACAUUCACCCAACGAAUGAUCGAGCACGAAAAAGAGCGUCUCAACUACCUCGAACGACUCGCUGCCACUACACGUCGGUUCACGGCCAGCCACCACCCGUAG